CUCCAGAGCUCUGGGUCCUGACUGACGGAGGAAUGUGGGAAAGGCAGUCCGGUUAACGCACGCUUCCUCACGGCACGGGACGAAACAUUUGCCUAUUUGAACACAUCACAAAGAAGGACGCCAUUUGUGGACCGCAGUUACUUGUGAAAGGUUAUCGGACGCACGCCGCUUGGUUCUUCACAGACGGGAGAAAAGUUUGCAAAAGGGGGAGAACCCACACAGCUGGAGCCCGCAGAUGGAAAGGAGAGACUCGGUGUAGUAGUAGUAAUAGUGGUACAAAUUGCAGAGCUUUUCCAACAUGGACCCCGAGACACUGAGAAGGUGAAGUCUGCUGCCUGCUGUCAAAACUCUACGCAACUGUUUUUGGAUAUUUCUACUUGAGUACCCUGUGAUUUCUAAACAUUUAAACUCUCCAACAUGGCUUCCAGUCUGACCUGCACCGGAGUUAUAUGGGCCCUCCUGUCUUUGCUGUGCGCCGCUGCCUCUUGCGUGGGUUUCUUCAUGCCCUACUGGCUCUUGGGCACCCAGAUGGACAAGCCGGUUUCCUUCGGGACUUUCCGGAGGUGCUCUUACCCAGUUCGCGACGAGGAGAGGCAGGCUACCGUGAUGCUGGAGCAAUGUGGGAGAUACGCCACCUUUAACGGUAUUCCGAGCCCCCAGUGGAGGAUCUGUACGGUGGUGACGGGGGUGGGAUGCGGGCUCCUGCUCUUGGUGGCCCUCACAGCGCUCAUGGGAUGCUGUAUCUCCGACUUGAUCUCACGCACCAUCGGACGGGUAGCGGGAGGAAUACAGUUUGUGGGAGGGCUGCUCAUAGGAUCCGGAUGUGCCCUGUAUCCUCUGGGAUGGGACAGUGAAGAAGUGAAACAGACCUGCAGCAACAGCUCCGAACAGUUUAAGCUAGGCUCGUGCCAGAUCGGAUGGGCCUACUACUGCACCGGAGCGGGGGCGGCUGUGGCCAUGCUUUUGUGCACAUGGCUCUCCUGUUUCGCCGGCAAGAAGCAGAAGCAGUACCCAUACUAACACCACCCAUGGAACGGAACUCAGGAUCUACACAGUCUAUAUGUUACAAAAGGGAGAGGACUCACAGCACAGCAUCAGGCACCGCGGGCUAGGAUAGUGAGCGCGGUUCAGGGACAACAAUGCACAAACAGACACACAAGGCUUGGUUGGCUUCUUCUGGACUGUUCAUAAUGUAUGGACCAAUUGUAUUUGUAAAGUUGUUACAUUUCGUCAACAAAGCGAGUGGUGGUCUUGCUGGUCAUUGUUAUCUUUUGUCUUGUUCACACUGGAGCGGGCAGUACAGGAGAGGGCUGCAUGUAGUUAUAUUAUACCAAAUAAACAUCUACUAUUGAGAUGCAUCUUUGGGGAGUGUAACACUGCCAUCCGGUGAUUGUUCGACAGAAAAUUAUUACUGAGGUAGUGUUGUCACGAUACUAAAAUUUCAAACUCGAUUUCGAUACCUAGGAAUAGACUUGCCACAAUGAUAAUAAAAAACACUUUCUUUGGACAAUAGAAUGUGAUUUUUCAACAUUAAAUCAACUACUACUAUUUUUUUAUAUUUCCAUGUGGCCUUAUAUCUGUGUAAUCCCUCAGUCGUCCAGGUAGAUUCUGUAGUGGUCCAUACUAGUCUAUGUAGUCUUAUAAUUGUUCAUAAUUCAGAAGAUAUUCAGGAAAGGUUCAUUUCUGUCCUGUGAAUGUGAGUUUUUUAGUAUGAUACUUGCUCAAAUGAGUGUCUAGUUUCGAUAUUAGUUCAAGUAGUAUCUGGUUUUCAAUACUUUUGUCAACCCUAAUCAAAAAAUCACUAAUCUAUCCUAGCCUCUGCUCGAAGUGAGGCUGCCAAUAUGCACCGUCAGACCCUCUAACCACCACCGACACUCACGCACACCACACAUUCAUACUAGGCAAUAUGGGCGAAGUGUCUUGCCUAAGAACACAAUAACAGUUUUGACACCGGCACCCCACUUUCGCACCUGAUAUUCCUAGCGGUCUCCCAUUCAAGUACUAACCAGACCCAGCCUUGCUUAACUUCUGAGAUCUGAAGAGAGAUCAGGCUUUGACAAAGAGGUUUGGCCACAAGUAAAGAGUUAACUCAAGUAAAUUAUAUCAAGAAAACAUCUAAGGUGGGGUCAAUUGGUGGUAAAAAAGAUGGAGCUAAAACACUGCCAUCUGGUGAGUGGACACGAGAAAAAUGUUACUGAGGUAAAAAUGUAAAAGUGGAGAUUGAAUGUAAAUAACAGAUGUAUUUGUACUGUUCCUGUUUUUCAUAUAAUCACAGACAAAACAUUACCAAGUGUUGCAUAAGAAGUUACUUUUUCUUAGCUGUAUCUUUCGUUAGGUUGACUCAGGAGGACAACUGAAGGGUCGCAAUUAGCAAAUCACAAUGUUUGGAGUUAUUUAGGUGAGAUUGACCUUAUUCCGCCCCACCCACUUUUGUCUCUAAACGCUACAAAACCCCUUUUUCUUUGUGGUGGCAGGAAUCCAAUUCAUUCCAGUGGAAAAUAUCAUCAUGCUAUUUCAGGUUUUUCCUAAAUGUCAGUGCUCCUGAUUCAGAGCUCUGUUGCCCAGUUCAGGUGAGUGUUGUAAGUGAUGAAAUGCUUUUAAAAUAGCGACUCUCAACUGGUAAGUGGGUGGCUGAAUAUAAGUGUAAAAGCUAUCAUUUGUGGGUAUGAGGCCCGUCACAAUGAUUACUUUAUUAUCAACUCCAACAUAUGUUAGAUGGAACAAUAAUAUUUAUUUUAGGUACUUUUUCUUUGUAUUAGUGGGUAACGUUUUGUAAUUUUUCUGUUCUACAAUAAGAGCUGUGGAGGGUUGAAUAAAUAACUUCUAUGGCUCGUUAUAGACUAAACUAACUACUAAAGUUUCAUUCUGCUAUUUAUCCUGCUUUAGGGUUAGGGUUCAAUACAAACUGUACAAAAACAACAUAAUGAACAACAGGAAAUACAAUAGUAAGCAGUGACUAUGAGAGGUUAAAGGUCAAAAUGUCAGUGUACCCUAGACCCUAAUUUAAACCAGUUGUCGACAGGUUUUGGUGACAUCUUCUGUACCAAACCUGACCUCCGUGUGGCUCCCUGCUCCAGUCUGACUAGGCCUAUGUCACGUGUGUCUGUGAACAUAUAAUACUAUACUACAUCCUCUGUGUGAAGUGCUCUAUGUGUCUCAUUCUUGCCUUAAACACAAACUGAAGUAAUAAUGCAAUAAUUUCUGAAGCAAUUCCACACUGGCCGCUUGCGUUUAAUCCUCCUCCGAAAGUGUAGCCUCCUCCGCGUACUUUAUUUAACACAUUGGUAAGCUACAGUAUGUCGUGUAUGAUAAUGUAUUGUUAUCAUUAUAGCACAUGUUUUGUAUUCUCUUUUCUGUAUUUCUUUGUCAUGGUUAGGUUUUGUAAAUAAAUGUUUAUUGGACUUCUU
Periophthalmus magnuspinnatus is the source of this 3407-nucleotide messenger RNA. RefSeq names its product LHFPL tetraspan subfamily member 6 protein. Lineage: Eukaryota; Metazoa; Chordata; Actinopteri; Gobiiformes; Gobiidae. Gene Ontology annotation, cellular component: membrane. The transcript has 4 exons. The record is from RefSeq and is a predicted model, not a curated record. Bases 418 to 1020 code for a protein of 200 amino acids.